This is a messenger RNA of Bicyclus anynana (squinting bush brown), 774 nucleotides long. RefSeq lists its product as uncharacterized. Bases 1 to 774 code for a protein of 257 amino acids. The record is from RefSeq and is a predicted model, not a curated record. Lineage: Eukaryota; Metazoa; Arthropoda; Insecta; Lepidoptera; Nymphalidae. The transcript has a single exon.
AUGGCCAAAGUACAGGAAGAUUUAAAAACCAUAAAUGAAAAUAUAAACCAAAAAUUUGAAAAUAUAGAAGUAAAAACGAAAGAACUAGAACAAAAAUUAGAACAGCAGCAGAUGCAUUUAGAUAGACUAGAUCAACAAUUGAAGAAAAGGAAUAUUAUAAUUUUCGGACUAGAAGAACAAGAAAAUUACUACAGUCAGUUGGAAGAAAUAGUAUUGGACUUAUUAAAUAAAGUUAUGAAGAUACCAUGUGAUCAAAGAGACAUAGAGUCGGUGAAGAGACUGGGGAAAAAGAAGGGGAAUGUUAGACCUGUCGUGGUAACUUUAACAACAAUGGGUUUAAAAUUGAAGGUCUUACGGAGCAAGAAUUUGUUAAAAAAUACAAGAGUCUACCUAAAAGAGGAUUUCACACCUAAAAUUUUACAAAAAAGGAAAGAGUUACAAGAAGAAUUUUUAUCUAGAAGAGAAAAAGGGGAAAAUGUUGUGAUAAAGUAUGACAAAAUCAUAACAUUAAACAGAAAGAGCCCCUUAUUAAAUAAAACAAGAGCUCUACAAGAAAGCCCAAAACAUAAACAUAGAAAUAAUAAAAGAAAACCACCUGCCUCCCCAGAUGCUCUACCAGAAACCAACCAACCUCUGUUAAACAAUAAUACUCGUAAAAAGAACAAAACCAGUAUUGAAUCAUAUAUGACACCGAAACCAACUCUACCAAUCACAACAUCUUCAUCGUCUCAAAAUAAUAUUACAAAUUCUAUAGAACAGACACAAAGACCAUAG